AUGCCAUUCAACGAUCUUGGGAUGUGCCCAGAUAUGAAUAUGAAUCCUUAUGGAUAUCCAAGCCGGAUGACUGUUGGCAAAUUGAUGGAAAACACGACGGUAAACGAAACACAACGGUAUUUUCAUGCAAAUUGAUC
Thelazia callipaeda (thelaziosis nematode) is the source of this 137-nucleotide messenger RNA. The record is from the annotation of a GenBank genome assembly. NCBI's taxonomy places the organism in Eukaryota, Metazoa, Nematoda, Chromadorea, Rhabditida, Thelaziidae.